AUGGACCGCCGACCAAGCACGCCCACCCGUCCGCCAGAGUACUCGGGCAGCCUGCCAUCGUACCGCGAGGACGAUGAGUACACGCCUACUGGCCAUAAUGCCGCAGCAGUCAGGCUCCUGACGUCGAUAGACGGCGAGUCUGGUCUCAGUGGCUUUAGUGAGGACACCCGAUCAACCAACUCGGACUUUGGCCAGAUCCCAAGCAUGCCUCCUCCCGACUCGACGUAUGUCCCCUUUGCGGGCCGCGACAACGUGGGCGGCUCACCACAGCGCCCCUGGACACCAUCCAGCAGAGUCUCGGACUACACACGACCACCAGCCACAAAUCUCUCCUACGAGCCAGCCGAUCUCAACGGAAGCCCUCGACCUGGUACACCAUCAUCGCGCUAUGGAGGCAGCCCUCGACGACCGCUACCUCCUGCGCCCCUGUUCAGCAACAACACGCAAGGCGCACGAGGCAGCCAGCAGACUUUUGCAGACGACGAUGACGUGGCCACCGUUUCUAUCCCCCUGACCGACACUGACGACGUCUUUGGGCCCGACCACUCGGACCUUGGUCGAUCUCGCCCCUUGCCGGGCACUCUUCCCGGUGAUCGCGCCUCGUACCUGUCUAGCGACCAGGAGACGCUGAGCGAGAUGCCAGAGACGUACGACAAGUUUGGCCAGUACGACAGCGCCCCAGAUGGCGCGCAGGAACGUCGCGGUGUCCGCGCGCCCAUCAUGUCGAGAAAGGAAGUCCAGCUCAUCAACGGUGAGCUGGUCCUCGAGUGCAAGAUCCCAACCAUUCUGUACAGUUUCUUGCCCCGACGCGACGAGGUCGAGUUUACGCACAUGCGCUACACAGCUGUUACCUGCGACCCAGACGACUUUGUCGAAAAGGGCUACAAGCUGCGACAGAGCAUUGGCCGCACAGCUCGCGAGACGGAGGUCUUCAUCUGCAUCACCAUGUACAACGAGGACGAGAUCGGCUUCACCCGCACCAUGCAUGCCGUCAUGAAGAACAUUUCACACUUUUGCUCACGCAACAAGUCCCGCACCUGGGGCGAAACGGGCUGGCAGAAGAUUGUCGUCUGUAUCAUCUCGGACGGUCGCGAGAAGAUUCACCCCCGUACUCUCGAUGCCCUAGCUGCCAUGGGCGUCUAUCAGGACGGCAUCGCCAAGAACUUUGUCAACAACCGCGCUGUCCAGGCGCACGUCUACGAGUACACCACGCAGGUGUCGCUCGACGCGGACCUCAAGUUCAAGGGCGCCGAGAAGGGAAUUGUGCCCUGUCAGAUGAUCUUUUGUCUCAAGGAGAAGAACUCGCGCAAGCUCAACUCGCAUCGUUGGUUCUUCAAUGCCUUUGGGAAAGCUCUCAACCCCAACGUGUGUAUCCUGUUGGACGUCGGUACCAGGCCCACCGGCAACUCCCUCUAUCACCUCUGGAAGGCCUUUGACACAGACUCGAAUGUCGCCGGCGCUUGUGGUGAGAUUAAAGCUAUGAAAGGCAAAAUGGGUACAAACUUGCUCAACCCGCUCGUCGCGUCGCAGAAUUUCGAGUACAAAAUGUCCAACAUCUUGGACAAACCCCUCGAGUCUGUCUUUGGGUACAUCACUGUCCUGCCCGGUGCGCUGAGUGCCUACCGCUACCACGCGCUGCAGAAUGAUGAGACUGGCCACGGUCCGCUCAGUCAAUACUUCAAGGGUGAGACGUUGCACGGACAGCACGCUGAUGUGUUCACGGCAAACAUGUAUCUCGCCGAAGAUCGUAUCCUCUGUUGGGAGCUGGUGACGAAGCGGAGCGAGCGAUGGGUGCUCAAGUACGUCAAGAACUGCAAGGGAGAGACCGAUGUCCCUGACACGGUUCCCGAGUUCAUCUCGCAGCGUCGUCGCUGGCUGAACGGUGCCUUCUUCGCCGCCGUAUACUCGCUCGUCCAGGUCCGCCAGAUCUGGUCGACGGAUCACACCAUCGCCCGCAAGGUCCUUCUCCACAUUGAAUCUGUCUAUCAGGCCAUCCAGCUUCUGUUCACCUACUUCUCUCUCGCCAACUUCUACCUCACCUUCUACUUUGUUGCCGGUGGUCUGACCGACAAGAAAGUCGAUCCGUUUGGUCACGGCAUCGGUCAGAUUAUCUUCAUCAUCCUCAAGUUUACCUGCACCCUGCUCAUCUGCGCGCAAUUCAUCCUGUCGCUCGGCAACAGACCGCAAGGAGCGCACAAGCUCUACUUUGCCAGUAUGAUCAUCUAUGCCAUCAUCAUGGUGUACACGACCUUUGCCAUCAUCUGGAUCGUCAUCAAUCAGCUCACACCGCAAGACGGCAAGGAGGCCGAGCUGCAACUGGGGAGCAACAUAUUCACCAACGUCAUCGUGUCCAUAUGCUCCACGCUCGGUCUAUACAUUGUCAUGUCGCUGAUCUACCUCGAGCCGUGGCACCUGAUCACGUCGUGGGCGCAGUACUUCUUGCUCCUACCCAGUUAUAUCUGCACACUUCAGGUGUACGCGUUCUGUAACACGCACGACGUCACAUGGGGCACCAAGGGUGACAACGUCAUCAGGACCGACCUCGGUGGUGCCAUUGGCAAGGGACAGACUGUGGAGCUAGAGAUGCCGAGUGAGCAGCUGGACAUUGACUCUGGAUACGACGAGGCCCUGCGCAACCUUCGCGAUCGUCUCGGCGUCCCUGUUCCCCUCCCGAGCGAGUCGCAGAUGCAAGAGGACUACUACAAGAGUGUGCGUACCUACAUGGUCCUCAUCUGGAUGAUCGCCAACGGCAUGCUGGCCAUGGGUGUGAGCGAGGCAUACGGGCACAAGGGCAUCGGCGAGAACUACUACCUCCGCUUCGUGCUGUGGGCCGUCGCGGGUCUGGCGCUGUUCCGUGCCAUCGGCAGCACGGCCUUUGCCAUCAUCAACGUUGUCAACAUUGUGGUCGAGGGACGCGUCCGGAUAAGUCUCAAGGUGCCCAGGUGGAUGGGCGGUGUGAGCGACAAGCUGAGCGGCGCUGUGAGUAGCGUGGGGAGCAGUCUGAAGAGCUGA
This is a messenger RNA of Emericellopsis cladophorae, 3012 nucleotides long. Its product is annotated as Chitin synthase-like protein. Gene Ontology annotation, cellular component: cell septum; cell periphery. Gene Ontology annotation, molecular function: chitin synthase activity. Lineage: Eukaryota; Fungi; Ascomycota; Sordariomycetes; Hypocreales; Bionectriaceae. The transcript has 2 exons. The record is from RefSeq and is a predicted model, not a curated record. The coding region runs from base 1 to 3012 and encodes 1003 amino acids.